Messenger RNA from Zootermopsis nevadensis, 2316 nucleotides. Lineage: Eukaryota; Metazoa; Arthropoda; Insecta; Blattodea; Termopsidae. The record is from RefSeq and is a predicted model, not a curated record.
AUGAUGUCUUUGUUACAGGUGUCUCUAAAUGGAAAAUCUGUGUUGGUUACUGGUUGUGAUUCAGGAUUUGGAUACGAACUGGCACUUCGGCUAGAAAGAAUGGGGGCAGUAGUGUUUGCAGGCUGUGUGAAAGCCCAAGAAGGUGGUGCGAAGGAGCUGAAAGAUCUUAAUCUGAAGAGGCUUCAUGUCAUACAGUUGGACGUGACAUCUGACGAACAGGUUGCAACUGCUACUGAUUACGUCAGCAGGCACAUUCCACCUCAAGGACUGUGGGCAGUGGUGAAUAAUGCUGGACUGAAUGCAUUUGGUUAUGUAGAAUGGGUGCCCAUCACUACAUGCAAGAAGGUCAUGGAUGUUAAUGUAUGGGGUGCAGUACGGGUUAUUCAUUCUUUCCUGCCUCUUCUCCGUGACACCAGAGGUAGAAUAGUGAAUUUGUCCAGUGCACUUUCCCGUUUCAGUUUGCCCAACAGAUCAACAUAUGGAAUUACUAAGUAUGGGAUACAGGCUUUGUCAGAUUCUCUGAGGUUUGAGAUGAAGCGCUGGGGAAUUAGUGUUUCAAUCAUUGAGCCUGGAAGUCUUGUCAGUGGAAUCUUCACUGAGGAUUCAGUCAAGAAGCAGGCUGCUAACCUGUGGAACCAGAUACCUGAAGCAGUGCAGAAAGUGUACACUAAGGAAUUCUAUGAUAAUGUUGUUGGGAGCAUGCUGAAAUACAGCACUAAGGGAGCAAUUCCCAAAGCUCCUGUGGUAGAUGCAUAUGUAAUGGCAUUGGUGCACCGCUACCCUCAUCCCCGUUAUCAGCCCAUGGAACUGAAAAUGAAGAUAAUGGCUUGGGUGAACACUCACCUCCCAGAAUGGGUGUUUGAGAGAAUUUUUACGUUUAUUAUUAAAGAGGAUAGGCAUCUGUUCCAUGUCAGGCAUGGGAUUUGUUUUCAGGAUGCACUCAGUUUGAACUCAACCAGUGAUUGCUGUGCUGACAUCAGUUUUUCAGGUCUUAAGUUUGUCCAGAUUUCGCUGCUAGGGAAGGGCGUGUUGGUCACUGGCUGUGACACUGGCUUUGGGCAUGCCCUUGCUCUUAAACUUGCUAAUAUGGGUGCAGUGGUUUUUGCAGGUUGUUUGUGGUCACAGGAGGGUGGUGCAAAACAGUUGAAAGAACACAAGAAUAUUCAUGUGGUGCAAAUGGACAUAACUUCAGACGAGGAAAUGACAGCAGCUCUUGAUUAUGUUACUAGGAACCUUCCUCUGCAAGGUUUGUGGAGUAUAGUAAAUAAUGCUGGAUGGAGCACAUUUGGUCACGUAGAAUGGGUGCCAAUCCAUAUCUGUCGCAAGAGCUUGGAAGUCAAUGUCUGGGGUAUGAUGAGAGUCAUUCGAGCCUUUCUGCCAUUAAUUAGGCAGACAAAGGGGAGGGUUGUGAACAUGUCCAGCGGCAUGGGGCGUCGCUGUGCUGCAAGCAGGGCGAGCUACUGUAUCACCAAGUAUGGAGUGGAAGCACUGUCAGACUGCUUGCGUUUUGAGAUGAGGCAGUGGGGUGUCAGCGUUGUCAUCGUUGAGCCUGGAAACUUCGUAAAUGCCACAGGUGUGUUCACACCCAGCUCAAUCCGCAGGGAUGCCACAGCCCUGUGGAAGCAGAUACCUGAACCAGUUCAGGCAGCCUAUACAAAGGAAUACUUUGAUGACUUUGUUAACAACAUGAUUACAUACUCAACACGUGGGACAACAGAUAAGGAGCCUGUGUUGGAUGCCUUGAUCAAGGCAAUUGUGCACAAGUACCCUCAUCCCCGAUACCAGCCCAUGGAGCUGUACUUCAAACUCUCUGUCUGGGUUAACACACACCUGCCAGAGUGGGUAUUUGAAGCUCUGUUCACUUAAGCAUCUGCACAUGGAUUACUCGUAACAUUCCUGUGGUGGAAUCUCAAUUAAAACUUCCUUGUAGUUCAUUUAGCAUUUAAAAUAGGCUAGUGUCUUAUGGUUGCACAGUACACACUUUUUUCCUCUCUCGUAUGCAUCUUGAUAAUAAACAAAGUUGAAUCAUCAUGGCAACACUUUACUUUGCGUGAAAAUUCAACUUUGGUUUUUAAAUUAUACCUAAACAGUAUGCAAUGUUAGAACUUAGUGCCAUUUGUUGUAGUUUAGUCUUUGCAGCGAUAGCGUACUUUUCACACAUAAUGAGAGUAUCAAAGUUUAAAAUGAAAAUAAAUGCCUCUGUUGCCUCUUUCCUGAUUUCUUGAUUGGAAUUUGAUUACAUUUUAUAUGGAAUAUUUGUACUAAGAUGUAAGUGUAAAAAUGAAUGUGGAAUAAGACAGACACUUCAUUUGAAUA